This is a messenger RNA of Spirometra erinaceieuropaei, 501 nucleotides long. Lineage: Eukaryota; Metazoa; Platyhelminthes; Cestoda; Diphyllobothriidea; Diphyllobothriidae. The record is from the annotation of a GenBank genome assembly.
AUGGCACUAGAUUGUGUACCGCCACAACUCAUUGCCAUGAUCAAAGCCUAUUAUCGUUCCACUACUGCGCGAGUCCUGAUCUCCAACAGUCUUUCCCAACAGUUUGGUAUUCGAUCUGACGUUGGUCAGAGUUGUAUCCUGUCGCCCAUUCUGUUUAACUACGCUAUUGACCAGAUUCUCGGGAAGGCCCUACACGAAGGUGACGGUGUAGAGUUUGUGCCCGGACACCGACUGACUGAUCUCGACUAUGCCGAUACUAUUGCCUUACUUGCCUCAAGUGUCGGUGCUCUGCAGUCUAUGUUAUCACGGGUAAACGAGGUCGCUCAAUCAGUUGAUUUAUCCAUAAACGUUGGAAAGCUUAAAGUGUUUUCAUGCUGCAUACCUGACCAAGAGAAGGCACCUCUGGGGACUGAUGCCGGUCAACUCGAAGAAAUAGGCAGUUUGAAAAACCUCGGAGCGAAGCCGCUGCUGGAUGGACAGUUUGAGGACGACCAGGUCUGA